CCGCACGCCCCGGUCCGACAGCAAACCCGCUCCGCCCUGCAGUUCCAGCGCCGCGAGGGGUCGGCGCUGCAACUAGCGUAACCGGCUGUCGUGCGGCCCGGCGGCGGGCAGGGCUGCGGCCCCGCCAUGCGCCCGCUGCUCGGCCUCCUCCUGGUCUUCGCCGGCUGCACGUUCGCCCUGUAUUUGCUGUCCACGCAGCUGCCCCGAGGCCGGAGACCCGGCUCGGCGGAGGAGCCUGACGGCAGGUCACUGUGGUUCCCUUCGGACCUAGCAGAGCUGCAGGAACUCUCCGAAGUCCUUCAAGAGUACCGGAAGGAGCACCAGGCCUAUGUGUUCCUGCUCUUCUGCAGCGCCUACCUCUACAAACAGGGCUUUGCCAUCCCUGGCUCCAGCUUCCUGAACGUUUUGGCGGGUGCCUUGUUUGGGCCAUGGCUGGGCCUUCUGCUGUGCUGUGUGCUCACCUCAGUGGGUGCCUCGUGCUGCUACCUGCUCUCCAGUGUUUUUGGAAAGCAGCUGGUAAUCUCCUAUUUUCCGGAUAAAGUGGCCCUGCUACAGAGGAAGGUGGAGGGCAACAGAGACAGCUUGUUCUUCUUCUUACUGUUUCUGAGACUCUUCCCCAUGACACCAAACUGGUUCUUGAACCUCUCGGCCCCGAUUCUGAACAUUCCCAUCGUGCAGUUCUUCUUCUCAGUCCUUAUCGGUUUGAUCCCGUACAAUUUCAUCUGUGUGCAGACGGGCUCCAUCCUGUCAACCCUCACCUCCCUGAAUGCUCUCUUCUCCUGGGAAACGGUCUUGAAGCUCUUGGCCAUUGCCCUAGUGGCCUUAGUCCCUGGAACUCUCAUUAAAAAAUUCAGCCCGAAGCACCUGCAAUUAAAUGAGAAGGGUCGCACAGAGAGUAGAAAAGACACGUGAUCAGGAUUUCCCCUUUGCCUCUUCCCUGAAGUCCGCUACUGAUUUGCAUAAGGGAUGUGGUUCAAAGACCCUCAUUGUUCCUGGACACCAUUCAUCUGUGCGUGGUGUCCUGUUGUGACGGGAGCUGUGCUCUAGCAGGUGGAUUGUACCAGGGCUUAUUCCACAAAGAACUCAGGAUGGCCGGUCGGGUUCGCCUCUUGCCGACUGCCUUGGGAGAAGAUGUUUGUCCUUGGAGAGCACCUCCUGCAAAGCGACAGGCUGUGUGACAGUGCUCAAGUCAAUAGUGUCAGGCUGACCCUGAGCCCACCUCCCUGAUGCGGCUCUUCACCCUCUGUCAGUCUCCUGGGGAGUGUCUGUUCUGUGCUUUUUUGCUGGUGAGCUACCUCUUCCAUAAACCAAGGGAAUCCAGUUGAUGCACUACCUAGCACUUCCACCUAGAGCUCAAAUGCACAGUGACUUCUGCAGUGUUCUUAUGUUCAGUCACCUGAUGUCUGCGUAUGUCACAUCUCUUGUAUGCUAUGACAGUUAAGCUGACUGCAAACAGAUUAUUAAAUAUUAAUGGAAUAAAUUCUUUUUCUUAUGGAUAUGUCCUGGAGAGGGCAGGGCCCUGGACAGGGUGAAUCCAGUGACCAUCUGUAUGUUUUCUGCUGUGUCCUUUCUGUGUCCCUUCUACCUCUUCCUGCUAGGAGAGUGAUUCCGUGUACUAGGCUACCAGCCAGUGUCCCCAGUGAAUGUUUUCCGUUUUGUUAUUUGCUGAGAACGAAGAAUAGUUGUUUCUUUUUUUUUUAAAUUCAAAGAGGCAGACUUGGGCUGAUUACUUGGUUGUGCUGCAUUGUAAUUACCUAAAACUGUCAUUACUUCCUGUAACUGUAGGGUUGGUUUGGUACAGGACUGGGUCAUGGCCUUUAAGGACAGAUGGACCUGGUAGCUGAACAGAGUGGCUUUGUGACCCUGUACCCUCAUCACAGCUUACCAGACCCUUACCCUUGGGCAUCAUCUGCUGGGUUUGUUAUUUCAGUUAGCCAAGAACCUUGCCAAGGCUCUAACCUAGGUCUCUUAUUCUAUAUGAAUUCUUGGGACUAACCAUGUUCCACAGGAAGGCUCCCAGGUAGUAUUUUUUGGACACAGUAGGACUCUUGUACAACAAAAAUUUCAUUAAAAGUGUUCUGGAGAGGGGAGGGGAGAGGAGAGAGCUCCCCACACUGGUGCAAAUGUGUGUCCCUUGUCCCUUUUCAGGACCCUUAGAUUUGUCCUUUUCCUUCUUGCAUGGUUUUCCAAAAAUGUGCCUUAUUGUUUAUGAGUUUACAGGUAAAGCAGUUUCCCAAAUAAAUGGAUGUAAACAUCCUGUGUUAAA
Messenger RNA from Chinchilla lanigera (long-tailed chinchilla), 2266 nucleotides. RefSeq names its product transmembrane protein 41A (gene Tmem41a). The transcript is spliced from 5 exons. The coding region runs from base 127 to 912 and encodes 261 amino acids. The record is from RefSeq and is a predicted model, not a curated record. NCBI's taxonomy places the organism in Eukaryota, Metazoa, Chordata, Mammalia, Rodentia, Chinchillidae.